Molecule: messenger RNA, 1647 nt
Organism: Penicillium atrosanguineum
Lineage: Eukaryota; Fungi; Ascomycota; Eurotiomycetes; Eurotiales; Aspergillaceae
Exons: 4
Coding region: 1-1647 (548 amino acids)
Biological process (GO): regulation of DNA-templated transcription; DNA-templated transcription
Cellular component (GO): nucleus
Molecular function (GO): transcription cis-regulatory region binding; zinc ion binding; DNA-binding transcription factor activity, RNA polymerase II-specific
Source: RefSeq, a predicted model, not a curated record
AUGCGAGGAUCACUUGAAAAGAUGAUGGAAGAAAAUGAGCGAUUACGCCAUCUUAUCCAUGAUUCAGGAACAGCGCCUCCUGAAUCGAGCCUCGACCCAGUCUUGCCUGUGGGACCUGCCCUUCCACCUCCGCUAGAGGAUCAAAACCCCCUUUUACUAGAUGAAUUUACCUGGGAGUUGCCAGCAUUCCAGGUACUCGGAGAAGUUCAAUUAGAUGGCUUGACUAUCCGUGAACUUUUUGAGCACUUUGCUCGUCAUUAUUUUCGUCACCUUCCCAUUCUGGAUUUGAGAAAACCCAUCGAUUCUAUGAGGACCGAAAGCCGUCUUCUUUUCUGGACAAUCAUAGUCACCGCUUCUAGCAAGCAUCCGCUACAUGAAAACCACUUCUAUCCACUACAAGUGCCGUUCCAACGGUUGCUGUCGGAACAUCUGACUCGCUCCAUUCGCAGCAUUUGGACUAUUCAAGCGCUCUUACUUCUUUGCCUAUGGCCUUUCCCCGUCGCAAGUCAAUUGGAUGAUCCGAGCUGGGAAUUUUGUGGGAUUGCCGUCGCCGCUGCGCUGAAAAUGGGCCUUGACGACUCCCCAGGGCACUGGGGCGAGGCUAUUCGACCCACUCCGGAUGAGCUUACCUGGCGGUUAAAGACAUGGCUUGGAUGCUUUCUGGUCAGUACUCAUCUGGCGGCUUGUCUCUCGCUGCCACCGCCAAUGGCCUCUGUCGCUCCACUGAUGCCUAAAGUUCGCGACAGUAUCAGGAGCGGUCUUUCUGAUGAAUUUGUGGCGCUGCUGGACAUUCAAGCCUAUGUGACCCGAGCUACCUCAUUGCUGAACAACCAAAUCGACCAUAUGGCCCAAAGAUCAUUCAUAGAACUUCUUGAUGCUGACUUGGAUGCGGUAGAAGCUCGUAUGCCAAGCAGCAUCUCUGCGUCUCUUCAAAUCGGUAUACUUGCAGCACGUCUUCGGCUGUAUUCACUGCCACUAUUGUCCCGAACAUCAUACAAGACCACAGAUGAUUGCUCAGAUGCCCUUUCGAAAGCCAUUUGGUACAAAGGCUUCCAUAUAGCCAUGCAGUUGGCGAACACUUUUGCUGGCUGGACUGAAUCAGGCCGGGACGAAAACAGUGACUCAACAGGCGAGACAUUCAACAUUUAUUUCCCGAAGCAAUAUUUCCACGCUCUUGUAAUGGCGGGGAUGUAUUUUAUCAAUCUGCUAGUUAUCGACACCAACAUAUCGACACCUAACAAACUGCUCGCCCGCAAUCAUAUCAAACAAGUAUAUGAGACGAUUAUAACCCAGUCAACAGAGGAGAAAGAUGAGGCUUCACGAGCAAGCAAAGCCAUUGACUUCCUCUCACGCCAUAUCGAGGCGCAGAGUGCAUCGCUGGAACUGCGCCAGUCCACCCGUGGAAAUCGGCCCUUGAACAUUAUCAAUAACGGAAUGAGAAUGGCAGGGCAUUUUAGAAGUAAGCUACGUCGCUCUGCGGAGUCGCAUGCAUCUCAAGUCUCACCUGCUGUGAUUCCUGAACUGCCGGUGUUUGAAGAUUUUGCGGAACUGCCUCCAUGGGGGGAUGAGUUGUUCGAAUGGAACACUUGGUUCGCUGGCAUGGAUAAUAUGACCACAAUGUUCCAAACACCGGUCACAACUCCCUAG